This is a messenger RNA of Fusarium musae, 22791 nucleotides long. RefSeq names its product NRPS protein. Lineage: Eukaryota; Fungi; Ascomycota; Sordariomycetes; Hypocreales; Nectriaceae. The transcript is spliced from 2 exons. Gene Ontology annotation, molecular function: catalytic activity. The coding region runs from base 1 to 22791 and encodes 7596 amino acids. The record is from RefSeq and is a predicted model, not a curated record.
AUGGCACCCACCGUUUCUUGCGGUUGUGUCAGGACUGCCGAUCAGUCAAUGCCGGAUCUGAAGUCUGCCAUGUUUCCGCAGUUCGAUCUGUCUGAGACAGGUUGUGAGCGCCUGGAAUAUGCCAGCCGGAUCUACCACGUUGCACAAGACGACCUGAGAGACACGUGCGCUGCUCUCUGUGCAGCAUGGGCGAUCCUUCUUGGCUGCUUCACCGGGUUGGAUGGUGUGUGUUUCGGCUUUGACAGUCAGCACAGCGUUACCGACACGUCGGGACACGCAGAGCGCAUGAGACAAGCUUUGCAUGUCCGGCUGCCUGCCAAUCAGCGCGUGGAAGAAAUCCUCAAUGGCAGCCUUUCGUCGCUGGUCCUGAUGAGCGAUGAGAAAGCCAAAACAGCAUUCAACACGAUUUUGUCAAUCCAGAACCACAGCGAUGAGCGUAGUAGCAACAGUGGAGAACAUCCUUUGUGGUGUAAAAUUCGCAUGACGGUAGAUCCCGUGACGCUCGAAACUGUCUUGAUAUGCGACUCUUCCUUCAUGAGUCGCGGCCAGGCUGAGAAUGUCAGCAGCACCUUCGACAAAAUCUUCAGGGAAAUAAACAACCACCCGGAGACUCUUGUAUCACAGAUCAGCCUCUUCAGUGAGCAAAACGAACGACAAGUCUUGGCCUGGAAUAGCAGCCCCAUGAGAAAUGUGCGCAAGUGCAUCCACCAGGCUCUGUCAAUGCAAGGAGCGUUGAAACCCGAUGCAGAAGCUGUUUGCGCUUGGGAUGGAAGCUUUUCCUACCAACAAGUCUUGUCCCUGGCAGAUCGUCUUGCCUGUCGUCUACAAGCCUCGGGUGUUGGGCCCGAGGUCUUUGUACCCAUCUGCUUCGACAAGUCCAAAUGGGUUGUUGUUUCUAUGCUGGCAGUCCUCAAAGCAGGCGGUAUCUUUGUGCCCCUUGACCCUUCGCAACCACUGCUUCGUCUAAAGUCUCUCGCGCAAAAGGUGGAUGCUACGACCAUCUUGUGCUCCCCUCAACAUCAGGACAUGCUAGCAAGCAUAGCGCCAGAGUUGAUCCCCGUUGAUGAGCAGCUAUUCACCGAGCUGCCCGACCAGAGCGACGAGGUCGACUGUGGAUCGUGGCAGAACGGAGCCUACAUGAUAUUCACGAGUGGCACAACGGGCGAGCCCAAAGGAGCCCUCAUACAACAUGGAGCUCUCAUGUCGAGCGCACUUGCUCAUGGGCCUGCGAUGAUGAUGGACUCCAACACGCGAUCGUUUCAAUUCGCUGCUUCUACCUUUGACGUGAGCAUCACUGAGAUCUUGACCUGCUUGAUUUUGGGUGGAUGUGUCUGCAUACCCAGCGAAGAAGCUCGCCUCAACGCAGUUGAAGAGGCAAUCACCGAGCUCCGAGCAAACUGGGCGCUUUUGACCCCGACAUUCGUCAAGUUCAUUAACCCCGCCAAUGUCCCAACCUUGAAGACGCUCGUUACUGGCGGAGAGGCGAUGACGCAGGCUGUCAUCCGCUCAUGGUCGCACAUCAACCUCAUCAACUGCUACGGCCCUGCUGAGACGUCUGUGGUUUCCCAUGUCCAUCGAGGCAUGGUGCAAGGGACCAAUCCUCUCAACAUUGGCCACCAGGUCGGUGUAAACUGCUGGGUUGUGGAUCGGGACAAUCACGACCGUCUCAUGCCCGUUGGCGCAGUGGGCGAGUUGGUCAUCGAAGGCCAUACGCUCGCACGCGAGUACUAUAAGGAGCCAGAGAAGACGCGCGAAGCCUUUAUUGAAGAUCCAUCGUGGGCAAAGAACCAGCUGUCGCGGGCUCGUUCUAGACGAAUGUACAAGACGGGUGAUCUCGUCAGGUACAACCACGAUGGAACUUUUCACAUCGCCGGCCGUAAGGAUGCACAGAUCAAGUUUCACGGGCAACGGAUCGAGCUCGGAGAGAUAGAGCAUCACAUCAAUGCUAGCGCCAGUAUCAAACACGGAAUGGUUGUCUUACCGACAGAGGGUUUCUGCAAGGGCCGACUCCUAGCCAUCGUGCAGCUCUGCGGUGCCCUGGACCAGGACCUCGUGCCCAAUGGUCAGCCCUUUAAGCUCAUCGAAGGCGAUCUUGAGAGUAUCGUACAGAACAAUAUCGCAGAGGUCAAGCAUCUACUUAGCGAGAGGCUACCUUCGUACAUGAUACCCUCUAUGUGGCUUGCCGUUGAGUUCAUCCCUCGUCUCCAAUCUGGGAAACUCGACAGGAAGCAAACUGGAAAAUGGGUCGAUGGCAUGAGCGAGGCUCUGUAUCGACAGCUCAACCCUGUAAUAGCGGCGACUCAGCUUUCCGAGGAUCUCAAGUGCGAAAGCAGGAUUGAGUUGGAGUUACACAAGAUCUGGACGUAUGUCCUGAACCUCAAAGAAGAACAGCUCGGCCUCACGCAAUCCUUCCUCAGCGUCGGUGGAGAUUCCAUCUCCGCCAUGCAAGUAAUGAGCGAGUGCAAGAAACGUGGACUCGGGUUGGCAGUCUCGCACAUCAUCAACUGCAAGUCCAUCAGGUCACUGGCGCUACGGGUCAAGGAUAUCGAAAGGCCUGUACUUCUGCAUGAGACGGCAGAAGAGCCGUUUGACCUCUCGCCUAUUCAGAAGCUGUACUUCGCGAGGCCGAACUACGAUCAGGGUCACUACAACCAGAGCUUCCUGCUACGGACGAGUCAGCAUAUCGAUGAAGUAGAUCUGCGCAAGGCGAUGGAGGCUAUUAUUUGCAGGCACUCUAUGCUUCGCGCGAGGUUCCAACAGGAAGUCAAUGGGGAGUGGAAGCAACGCAUUACCAACGACGUUGCGGCGUCAUAUCGCCUGCGCACAUUGGAACUGUCUCUGCAGGAGGACAUUGAUGACUCGCUCGUCGAUAGCCAAACCUGCCUAGAUCCUGUCCGAGGCCCACUUGUCGCUGCUGACUUGAUCGACCGAAGGACAGAAGAACAGCUCUUGUUCGUCGUGGCGCAUCACCUGGUAAUCGACCUUGUAUCUUGGAGAAUUAUCCUUCAAGAGCUCGAGGAGACAUUACUACGACCCGAAGCUCUGCAGGAAGUUGAUCCUCCGCUUCCGUUUCAGGUCUGGUGUAAGAUGCAGUCUGAACAGGCCAAGGCACAGAUACCGGACAAAGUCCUGCCAAUUCACGGCAUUCCCGACGGUGAUGCUGGGUACUGGGGCAUGGCAGACACUCCUAACAUCUAUGGGCAGAUGGUUCGUCAAGGCUUCGAGAUCGGGCCUCAACAAACAUCUCUUCUUGUAUCCAAAUGUCAUGGCGCCCUACGGACCGAGAUCCCGGAUGUUCUCAUGGCAGCGAUGGUGUAUUCCUUUGGCCAGAUCUUCACCGACCGUUCAAUCCCAGCCAUAUUUGCAGAAGGUCACGGCAGAGAAGUCUGGGACACCUCAAUCGACUUGUCUAACGUGGUCGGAUGGUUCACUACCAUUUACCCAGUCUUUGCUGGAUCAGAUUCGCAGACCAGUCUCAUCGACACUGUCAAAAUGAUCAAAGACGGAAGACGCAAAGUUCCUGAUAACGGGCGGCCUUACUUUGCGAGCCGCUGGUUGACAAAGGAGGGUCAAGAAGCAUUUUCUCACCACUGGCCUCUGGAGAUCACCUUCAACUACCUGGGCCAGUACCAGCAAUUGGAGCGUGAGGGUGCUCUCUUCACGCCUGAGAGCAAUAUCGCAGGUGAGAUUAGAGAGGCUAGUCAAGGUGCAGACAUCGGGCCUCUGACAGCUUGCAUCUCGCUUUUCGAGGUGUCAGCUGUCGUAGUCAAGGGAUCUCUCCGCUUCUCGUUUGGUUUCAACCAGAACAUGAAACACCAGCCGCAGAUCCGCGAGUGGAUUUCCUGCUGCGAACAGAGUCUCGGCCAAGUCAUUACAUCUCUAGCUUCGAUGGAACCUGAGCCUACUCUAAGCGACUUCCCGCUCCUCUCCCUCACUUACGAUCGAUUGAGAGUAUUCACAGAGGAGAAACUCCCCGAGGCUGGGAUCUCAAACGUCAGUCUUAUCCAAGAUGCAUACCCUUGCUCUCCGAUGCAGUCCGGACUCUUGGUCAGCACCACCAGGGAGAACAUCGCUUAUGCUGCCUACACGCUCCAUGAGGUCAAGAGCAGGAGCGGAGAGACUGUGGAUGUCGAGAAGCUCAUUGCUGCUUGGAAGCGCAUGGUGCAAUACCAUCCGAUCCUCAGGACUAUCUUCCUGGAGAGCGUGACGUUGGAGGAUUCCAUCUACGAUCAAGUCGUGCUCAAGGAAGUUGAAGUUCCGUUCACUGUUUCUGAGAGUAGCACAGACGAGGAAGCGAUUGCGGCGCUCAAAUUACCUACGAACCAUGGCGACAACGCAUGCCGACUACUACACCACUUCCACGUCUGCAAAGCAAUGAGCGGCAAGGUCUUUUGCAGAUUGGACAUUAGUCAUGUCAUUAUGGAUGGAACUUCGCUGUCAAUCCUCUUCAGAGAUCUUGCCCUGGCAUAUCAAGGUAUCCUCAAGGCUGAAACAGGCCCGCUGUAUUGCGAUUACAUCAAAGCCCUUCAAAGUCAGCCGGUACAACCUGGUAUCGAGUAUUGGAAGUCCUACCUAGCUGGUCUCGAGCCCUGUCUCUUCCCCGUUCUGGAUGAUGGGGAGACUGCAGAGGUCAAGGAGCUGCGACACUUGAGGGUCCGAUUUGAUGAGCUCGCUCAACUUCAGAGUCUUUGUGAGCGACUGGGAGUCACUAUUGUCAACGCCAUCUAUGCUGCCUGGGCAGUCACUUUGCGUUUAUACACUGGCUCUGACGAAGUUUGCUUUGGCUAUCUGACAUCGGCUCGUGAUUUGCCAAUCGAAGGUAUCCGAGAUGCCGUUGGUCCCAUCAUCAACAUGGUCACAUGCCGUGUCAAUGCUGAUAGUACUACCAGCUUGACAGACAUGAUGGGCUCAGUGCAGAGGGACUAUCUCGAAAGUCUAGAGUACCGCCAUACGCCGCUAGCCCAGGUCUACCACGCCCUUCAGCUCUCCGACGCUGUUCUCUUCAACACAGCAUUGUCGUACAGAAAGCUACCACCAACGACGCAGACGGACCUCGUGUUUGAGGAAUGUUGCCCUACCUACGAUCCUGAUGAGUACAACGUGUCGGUCAAUAUCGAGGCCGGCGAGCAUGACAUGGCGAUUGACUUGAUGUACUGGUCCGAUACUCUCUCUGAUGGACAAGCUGCCAAUGUUGCUGGCACGUUUAGAAAUGCGCUUAGCAAUAUUCUGCAUCAUUGCAACGAGCCCAUUGCGCAGCUCGACCAUUUGGGUUCCUGGCAUAGCUCUCAAAUUAGUCGAUGGAACCAGCGUAUUCCUGAUGCAAUUGAGAGUUGCGUCCACGGCUUGUUCAAACAGCAGGUUGCAUCACGGCCUGACAGGCCUGCGAUUGCUUCAUGGGACACGAACCUCACCUAUGCCGAGCUUGAUAACGCCUCUGACAAGCUGGCCCAUCAUAUUGCCUCUCUAGGCGUUGGCUUAGAGACCUUUGUGGCCGUCUGCUUCGAGAAAUCUGCAAUUGCCAUAGUUUCUAUGCUGGCCAUUCUCAAAGCUGGCGGUGUAUGCGUACCUCUGGACCCAGCGCAUCCGGAGGCUGCGCACCGUCUUCGUAUCGAAGAUACAGCGUCUACUAUCGCUCUUGUAUCUCCUUCAUUAGUACCCAAGCUCAACUCUAUUGUUGCGACAGUCGUGGCUGUAGACGCAGAUUUGCUACAGACUAUCGGCACGGCACUUGAGUCGCCUCUUCCCGAAGUCACACCUCACAACGCCUGCUUCGUUAUCUACACGUCUGGUAGCACAGGGCGCCCCAAGGGUGUAGUCCUCGAGCACAGAGGCAUCGCCAGCAACGCCAUGUACUCAGGCCCCAAGUUAGGCUACGGCUCAGACUCGAGGGUGUUGCAGUUCGCUUCGUACACCUUUGACAAUAGUCUCGCAGAGAUUUUCAGCACUAUCAGUCUGGGAGGCUGCGUAUGCGUACCAUCGGACCAUGAGAGGCUGAACGACCUAGCGGGAGCAAUUAAUCGGUACAGCGUCACGUUGGCUGAUAUAACGCCCACUGUGGCUUGCUUCCUCGAGCCAUCCGAGGUUCCGACUUUGAAGACUCUGGCUCUUGGGGGUGAAGCGGUGACUACCAAGUGCGUUGGCAUCUGGCGCGACUUUGUGUCUCUGCGGUGCUGCUACGGGCCGUCGGAAUGCUCCGUCAACUCGACUUUCUCUGGAGAUAUCGCCCAGCCAGGUAAGGCGAACAACAUUGGUCGUGCCAUUGGUAGCGUCGCUUGGGUAGUCGAUGCGACCGAUCAUAGCCUUCUUGUCCCAAUUGGUUGCGUUGGUGAGCUCCUCAUUGAUGGCCCUAUCGUGUCUAGAGGUUACCUCAACCUCCCAGACAAGAUGGCCCAGUCUUUUGUUCCUCCGCCCGCCUGCAUUGAGGGAAUCACUGAGAAUGGCAGACUGGAUCGCAAGCUCUACAGGACCGGCGACCUUGUGCGCUACAACUCGGACGGCACACUUACCUACCUCGGGCGGAAGGAUACCCAGGUCAAGCUCAAUGGCCAGCGCAUUGAACUCGGAGAAAUUGAGCACCACAUCGAGGAGAAUCUCCCCAAGGGCUGGGAAUCUGCCGUGGAGCUCAUCACAUCACAGGGCAGGAAGCUGCUCGCCUGCUUUAUCUGUGCAGAUGCUGAUAUCUCCCUCAGAGAAACCAGCGAUGACAGCAUGCUGCUGGACAUGGAUGAGUCUUUCAGGUCUCACGCCAAGAAGCUCGAGAUUGUGCUUUUCAAUGCAGUCCCCGCCUACAUGGUCCCAUCCGCCUGGCUCCCCGUCUCCAAGAUGCCUCUCACUUCGUCAGGCAAGCUCAAUCGGCGCAGUCUCAGGUUUCUGGGAGAGUCGGUGCCUGCAGCGAAGAUGAAGUCUUACAAGCUUGCUCUCAAGAGUGGCAGAGCGCCGUCCAGCAAGGUGGAGAAGCAAUUGGCUGUUAUGUGGGCUCAGCUGCUCAACAUUGACGUGGUGUCUAUCGGAGUCCAGGAUCACUUCUUCAAACUUGGAGGCGACUCGAUUGGGGCCAUGCAACUGGUGACGCUGGCUCGAUGUUCCAACAUUGACUUGACUGUUGCUGGGGUGUUCCAGAAGCCAUCACUGCUGGAUAUGGCCGAGUCCGCGGUUCCGUUAUCCAAAGCGCCUACUACAACAUACCAACCAUUCUCGUUGUUAUCCGGCGAUUGUUCUGUCGAUAAGCUGCGACAAACAGUUGCCGGCUCUGCUCGCAUCGACGUUAGUGAUGUUCAGGACAUCUAUCCGUGCUCUGCGUUGCAAGAGGGUCUCAUGGCUCUCUCCACCAAGGAGCCUGGAGCUUACGUGGCGCAACUCGUCUAUCGGCUACCAGCCGACAUCGACGUCUACAAGUUCCAGGAGGCUUGGACAAUUGUGGUGGAAGCCGAGCCAAUGCUGAGAACAAGGAUCGUUCAUACAGAAGAUGCUGGGUUUGUGCAGGUUGUUGUUGCCGGAGAAACACCUCAAUGGUCCACCUUUACCAGCCUCUCAGAUACCGACACAACUCGGCGCCAGCUUCCAUUGUAUAAUGGUGCGACAUUGGCCAGCUACGGUAUCGUUGACGAUGGUUGUACAGGCAAAUGCUUCGUGUGGACAAUCCAUCAUGCGAUCUAUGAUGGCUGGUGUCUUCCUCUCAUCCUCGACAAGGUUAAACGAUGCUACCACGACAAUCUGAGUUCCACACAAAUAAAGGGCCCUGACUACACCAACUUCAUUAAGCACCUCACAGACCUUGACCGGGAUCAGGACAUCGACUUCUGGGAGUCCCAUCUCUCCGACAUCUCGACCCAGCACUUCCCACGUCUUCCCAACGCCGAUUACCAGUCUUCCGCAACGAGUCUGCUAGUCCACAAAGCAACCUUGACGAGCCCGUCAGGAUCAGAGAUAACUGCAGCCACUAGAAUCCGCACAGCCUGGGCGAUGGCGGUGUCUACCUACUCUGGAGCCAACGACGUUGUCUUCUGGGAGACCAUGACGGGGCGCGAUGCUCCUGUUGUCGGGAUUGAGGACAUGGCUGGUAUCACACUGGCGACUGUUCCCACACGUGUAGUCAUCGACCCUUCACACACCCUUGCUGAGCUUCUUGUCUCCGUGCAGGAUCACUCAGCGGCUGUGAGAAGACAUCAGUUUGCUGGAAUUCAGUGCAUCAGAAACAUCAACGCUGAUACAACCCUCGCUUGCGGCGCUCAGAACCUCUUGGCCAUCAACUAUGGACCUCGAGAGUCGACGGAUGCCUUUUGGUUCGAGCAGUCAAACGAGAUGGCUGAUGGUGAGCUCGAGACUGUCGUUCACUUUGAUCCCAACGUUAUACCUGAGGUUCAGAUGCAGCGCAUAAUGGAUCACUUUGCACUGAUGCUGGAGUCCGUGUCGUCGCCUGAUCUGCUGGAUGAGAAGCUUCGCGAUAUGCCUUUGAUCAGCCACAGUGACCUACAGACGCUGCGUGAAAUGAACCGUGCUAUCCCUUCGCCAUCGAGACGACUCCUUCACGACGUGUUCGGGGCUCAGGCAGUGGCUCAACCACGAGAUAAGCUCGCUGUCGUGUCAUGGGACCAGAGCCUCACAUACGCUGAUCUGGACUCUCAAUCUACACGUCUUGCUCGUUCAUUGGUGGCAAAUGGCGUUUCAGUCCAUUCCGUCAUUCCCUUCUGCAUGGACAAGUCAUCUCUAGUGGUUAUCUCCAUCCUGGCUAUUCUCAAGUCAGGUGCUGCCUUCGUGCCUCUAGACCCAGCGCACCCCGAUGCCCGGAUCAACGGCAUUCUUGCUGAUACUGGGGCCACAGUCGUUCUCUCGUCUGAUCAACACGUCGAGCGUUUGAAGAACCUCGGAUCGAGGGCCAUCUCCGUCUCGCAGGCUUUGGCAGACGGUAGGACUCACAGUCACGACGAUGCAACCAGCCACGUACCUCUAUCAUUAUCUGCCAACAGUCCAGCCUACAUCAUCUUCACCUCCGGCACAACUGGAAAGCCAAAGGGAACCGUUAUCGACCAUUCCGCAUUCUGCACUGGCGCGUAUGCACACGGUAGCGCCAUGGGCAUAACUGAGUCAUCACGCGUCUUGCAGUUUGCCUCCUAUACCUUUGACGCCAGCAUCAUGGAGAUCCUCACCACACUCAUCCACGGCGGGACAGUCUGCAUUCCAAGUUCCGACGAGCGUCUCCACGAUCUUUCCGGGGCUAUCAACAGAAUGAACGUCAACUGGGCUCUGUUAACGCCUUCGGUGGCCCAGCUGCUUCAGCCUUCGAUAGUCCCUGGUCUUGAGACUCUCGUGCUGGGAGGUGAGGCCAUGUCUUCUGCUCAUAUCUCUUCGUGGGCGCCGUCAGUUCGUCUUAUGAACGCGUAUGGACCCAGUGAAACUGCAGUGGUAGCUGCCGUCAACCCGAGCGUUACACUGGACUCUUCUCCCUCGAAUAUCGGACAUGCUGUCGGGGGCAUGUGCUGGGUCACUGACGCCGACAACCACGACAGACUUAUGCCCAUCGGCGCUGUGGGCGAGCUCGUGAUAGAAGGUCCGAUCCUCGCUCAAGGGUAUCUGAAUGACCCCGAGCGAACUGCAAGAUCUUUUGUUACCAACCCGAGGUGGUGUCAACAGUUCCCAGCGGCUGUUUCAGGCGCGGAACGCAGGUUUUACAAGACGGGAGACUUGGUCAAACUUACCGAGGAUGGUAUUGAGUUCCAUGGGCGCAAGGAUGAUCAAGUCAAAGUCAAUGGUCAGAGAAUCGAGCUUUCUGAGAUUGAACAUCAUUUGAGCGCAGAUCCAGCCGUCGAGUCCUGUCUAGCCGCAGUCCCGGGCUCUGGCCCCUUCAAAGCCCGCCUGGUGGCCAUUCUAUCUCUCCACUCUCUCACGACCAUCAACGGAGAAGAAGAGAUCCAGUCCAUAACCAAGUACCCUCCAUCCCUCUUGGUGGGUAUUCGUGAAGGUCUUGCAAGGAAUGUAACAUCUUACAUGAUCCCAUCUCUAUGGAUUGUCGUCAACCAUAUUCCCCUUCUCCCCUCUGGCAAGCUUGACCGCAGGCGCACCGUCCGAUGGGUCGAUGAUAUGUCUCAUGAACAAUACCAUCUAGUUCUUGACGCGCAGGAAGAGGCGUCUGCGCUGGAUAGAGAACCAUCGGAGAUGGAGAUCAAGCUUAGGGCUGCUUGGGCCAAGGCCCUUAACCUCAAGGCCGAUAUGGUUCCAUUCAAGCAGUCCUUCAUCCAUCUCGGCGGCGAUUCGAUAUCCGCUAUGAAGUUGAUGGCUGUUUGUCGCUCCUUAGACAUGGCUGUAUCUGUCAGCCAGAUCAUGCGAGCCAAGUCCAUCAUCGACCUUGCGUCUGCUGUCACCAACGUCGAGGAAGCCAUGUACGACGACGAACAGCUGGAGAAACCUUUUGAACUAUCACCUAUCCAAAAGGUUUACUUCGAGGAUAUUGGUGUAGACUCUCACCACUUCAACCAGAGCAUGACCCUGGCUACGACCCGCAUCAUCACCUCGCAGGAAUUAUCGGAUGCUCUCCGCUCUAUCGUCGAGACGCACAGCAUGAUGCGUGCUAGGUUCUCGCAGGCUGACGGAAACUGGACGCAGCGGAUUACUAGCGAUGUCGCUGGAUCCUACGCUCUCCGUUCAUAUGGCAUUGUCCAUGAGGAACGACUUUUGGAGUUGGUGGCGGAGAGUCAGACUACCCUAAGCAUUGUCGAUGGGCCGAUAUUGGCUGUCGACAUGUUUGAGAUAGAGGCAACUGGUGACCAAAUUAUUACAUUCGUGGCUCAUCACCUGGUGGUUGAUGUCGUGUCUUGGAACAUCAUCCUGCAAGAUCUCGAAGGAUUCCUGUCAGCAUCAACCUACAGACCUGCGAAGUCUGUCUCCUUCCAGACGUGGAUUUCCAAGCAACGCGACGAGGCUCAGAAAGCUUCACUGGAGCGUGUAUUCCACAAUAUCCCAGUCCCUCCAUCAGACCGCCGGUACUGGGGGAUGGAAGAUGUACCGAAUCUUCAUGGCGACUCAGUCACAGAGACUAUGACGAUACCCAAUGGCACAUCAAGCCUGCUCUCAGGUAGUAGCCAUGAUGUCGUCGACGUCUUGCUGGCAUCAAUGUUAGCAUCCUUCCGCCAAACCUUUCCAGACCGUUCUUCGAUACCCCCUAUAUUCAACGAGGGCCAUGGAAGAGAGCCUCCCGAUGACAAUCUGGACUUAUCACGCACCGUUGGAUGGUUCACCACCCUCUGUCCUGUCGUUCUCCCUGAGACUAUUCCUAACGAGUACGACAUCCUUGAUGUUGUGCAUUGGGUACGGGACUACCGGAGAAAGCUUCCUGGCAACGGUCGACCUUACUUUGCUCAUAGCAUGUUGGCUGACUCGAAAUCCCCGAUCAAAUUCCCGGUCGAGAUUGCUUUUAAUUUCCUUGGCCACACACAGGAGUUUGGAGCAGAGGAUUCUGUGUUCAAGUCUGUCGACGUAAGCAUGUUGAACUCUUUGAGCUCGCAGUCCGAUAUCGGGGCCGACGUCCCACGUUUGGCACUCAUCGAGAUCUCAGCUUCUUUCACCAAAGAAGGGCUGAUCUUUGACUUUUCCUUCAACCGCCACAUGCGCCACCAGCCGUCUAUCAGCAGGUGGAUCGAGACCUGCAGUGCCUGUAUACACCGAGCAGCUCAAGUAAUAUCUCAAGAUACACGAGAGCUAUCCCAAGAUCUAUCUCUACUUCCUCUGGCCUUCAAGAAAGAGUCCCAGGUUACGCAGGCUCUCACUGAGUUGGGUAUCUCUCCUGAUAACGUUGAAGCAGUAUAUCCAUGCUCCUCGGUUCAGCAGGGCAUCCUCUUGUCCCAGAUCAAGGACCCUGGAUACUACUCUUACUCCAUCACGUUUUCAGUUACAUCCACACGACAAGGCGAUGCGAUCGAUGUGCAAAGACUUUCAGAAGCUUGGAAGCGUGUAGUCCAUCGCCAUUCCAGCCUUCGAACUGCGUUCGUCGACAGCACACUACAGGAGGGAGCUGUCAGUCAAGUCGUUCUAAGGAGUCACGACGCCAACGUCUCUAUCGUUGAGUGUCCUUCCAGAGAGGUAGACCACAGGCUUAAUGACCAUCCACCGCUCGGCCUUCCUACCAAUCAGCCACCUCACCGUCUUACAAUCUUCAACACCACAGAGAACACAGUGCUGUGCGUGCUUGAGAUGAGCCAUGCCAUCUCUGAUGGAACAUCUAUGCCUAUCCUGUUCCGCGAUCUUGGCCAAGCGUACGAGCGCACUUUGGAUACUGCCAACCUGACCGUUUACAGGGACUACGUCUCCUUCUUGCAGCGAAAUGGUGAUUCUAAGGAUGCCAGGUACUGGAAGGCGUAUCUGGACGGCGCUGAGCCUUGUUGCUUACCCCUCCUUUCAGACGGGACCACAGCGCCCAGGACCCUUCGAACCCUUACCCAAGGUAUCUCGCAUGCCGCUGAGCUCCAGUCACUCUGCACCGAAAGAGGCAUCACUCUAUCCAACUUGCUGCAGCUGGCGUGGGCACUGGUCCUCCAAGCAUACACAGGCCUUGACGAUGUGUGCUUCGGCUAUCUCGUCGCUGACAGAGAUGUACCCAUCAGUGGUAUAGACGACGCAAUUGGAGUAUUCAUCAGUAUGCUCGUCUGUCGCGUCCGCCUCGAUCCGUCCACCAUUCUCAACACCGCCCUGCGAACCAUGCAGGACGAUCUCGCUACAGCCAUGAACUACAAGAAUGUCUCGCUUGCCAACUUUCAAAACGCCGUGGGCACCAACGAGCCUCUCUUCAACACCGCCUAUUCUUUCCAGCGUAGGUCAGUGUCCAAGAAUAUGGCGACAGGUACUCUCUCGUUCGACGUCAGGGAUGCGCAGGACCCUAGUGAGUACGACGUGACUGUCAACGUCGAAGUCUGGGACUCGAACGUGGAAUUGCAGUUAUGUUACUGGCAAGACAAAGUCUCAGACGCGCAUGCUGUCAAUAUUGCUUCAACAUUUGACCAGAUCCUCUCUUCGAUUGCGACAUGCGACACAGCACUUCCGUUAAACCAACUGAACAUUCUCAGUGACCACGGUAGACAGCAACUGAUGACGUGGAACAACGCUGAGCCUGAGGUCUUGAAUGAGUGUGUGCACCACGUCUUUGAGAAUAAUUGUCAACGACUAUCAGACCAUACUCCCGCUAUCGACGCCUGGGACGCCACCUUUACCUACUCUGAACUUGAUGCAGCUGCUUCGCGAUUCGCUCAGUACCUCGUCUUUCUCGGCGUCGGGCCAGAGGCGUACGUCCCACUGUGCUUCGAAAAGUCAGCCUGGACAGUCGUUGCCAUGAUGGCAGUCCUCAAAGCCGGCGGAGCCUUUGUUCCUCUCGAUCCUACUCAUCCACCCGACCGCAUCAAGUUUUUGGUCAGCAACGUCAACGCCAAGCUAGUCAUCUGCUCCUCGUCCUUGAAGGCCAAGUUCGACAGCUUGGAUCUUCCGGCUAUUCCUCUUGGCAAGGAAACCAUGUCGAUGCUGCCCUCCGUGUUUCCAGGCUCACCCAACAUCAUUGUUCGGCCUGACAACGCUGCCUACGUCAUCUUCACCUCAGGAACGACGGGUGUUCCUAAGGGAACGAUAAUCGAGCAUGCAUCCUUUGCCACCGGAGGAACCGCUCAUGCAAAGGCUAUCAUGAUGACAUCAUCCUCGCGAGUGCUGCAGUUUGCGUCUCACACAUUCGAUGCUAGCGUUAUGGAGAUCCUGUCCACCCUGUUAGUAGGCGGUUGUAUAUGCAUACCCAACGAGCAAGACCGCAUGAACGACUUGUCAGGCGUCAUCACCAAGUUCAACGUGAACUGGACAUUGCUCACACCGUCUGUCGCGAGUGUUCUCAAGCCGGGCAGUCUUCCUUGCCUCAAGGUCCUCGUCACCGGCGGCGAGGCAAUGUCGAGAGAUCACAUUACGAAAUGGGCUGGCCAUGCCGCUCUCGUCAAUGCUUAUGGCCCCAGUGAGACGAGCGUUAUCGCUGCAACGAGCACAAAGGUUGAUCAUGAUGGAGAUAUCCUCAACAGCGACCCAUCUACUAUCGGCAACGCUGUUGGUAGUCGUUGCUGGGUCGUGGAUGCGCGCAACCACAAUCGCCUGAUGCCAAUUGGCGGCAUCGGCGAACUAAUCGUGGAAGGGCCUAUUGUUGCCCGAGGUUACCUCAACAACGAGACGAAGACGGAAGAGGCAUUCAUCGAUCCUCCAUCCUGGCGUGCAGACAUGAAUCUUGAGGGAGAUGGCACACAUCGUCUAUACAAGACUGGUGAUCUGGUCAUGUACAACUCGGACGGUUCGCUCAAGUAUGUGUCGCGCAAGGACACACAGAUCAAGCUUAAUGGACAACGUAUUGAACUUGGGGAGAUCGAGUACCAUGUCCAGGCUCACUUACCGGACUGCAUUCAAGCCGCUGUUGAUAUAGUUGUUCCGCAGAGCAAGACGUCAACCAAGGCACUCGCCGUCUUCUUUACCAGCGACGAUGAUUUCGGGGACACUCUCACCGAAAACGUUGAUCCUCUUCUUGCAAGCAUGUCGAGUGCUUCGACUAACCUUGCCCAAUCCCUCAAGUCAGCCCUCAGAGACUCUCUCCCAUCGUAUAUGGUCCCUGCCAUCUACAUACCGCUGUCCAAGAUGCCAUUGACCUUGGCUGGCAAACUUGAUCGCCAGAGACUCAAGACCAUAGCCAAAUCCGUGCCAGCUCAGCUGAUGGCCUCCUACAAGCUCUCUGGCUCAUCUCGAAGAGGGGAUCACCCUACAUCGGCAAUGCAGCGCAAAAUGCAGAAAGCCUGGGCUGCAGUCUUGAACAUUCCUAUUGUCCAGAUCAGCAAAGCCGAUAGCUUCUUCAGACUCGGUGGCGACUCCGUCGAUGCCAUGAAGCUCGUUCCGGCUGCUAGGGCGGAAGGCCUUGUCAUCACAGUCAUGGCUAUCUUCAACAAUCCUGUCCUUUCAGACAUGGCAAUGUCUUGCAAACACUCGGAUGAAGCUCCUGUCUCAAGUGUAGACCCGUUCUCGCUUCUUCCAGAUACUGAAGAUCCUUCGUUACUUCUGCGCGAGGUUGCAGGCCGUUGUGGUGUGCAGGAGAGUCAGAUUCUCGAUAUGUACCCUUGUAGCUCCCUCCAAGAGGGUCUUGUUGCCUCGACCUUGCAGCAACCGGGUGCAUAUGUCGCUACUUAUGUUUUCAACCUUCCUUUGGGCAUCUCCAUUGAUCGUUUCAAGCUUGCUUGGCAAAAUACUGUUGAUCGAGUCGACAUUUUGAGAACCCGCAUUGUCAACACGUCGCUCAAGUCAUACCAACUCGUUCUUGCCCCUCAUGACAUUCAGUGGGAUCAUUAUGACGACCUUGAGUCAGCUACUGUCAAGGCUGUAUCGGUACCUGAUCACAAUGGAGGAGCUCUAGCCCGCUACAGUAUCGUCGAGGCACAUGAUGAUGGGCCUUGUCACUUUAUAUGGGUUGUCCAUCACGCGCUUUAUGAUGCGUGGAGCAUGCCAUCUCUCCUCAAACUUGUGUCGCAGUUCUACCACGGAGAUACCGCCCAUGAGCCUGUGGGACAAUACGCCAACUUCAUCAAGUACCUAGCCGAGGUUGACACUGAAGCCUCUGAUGACUUUUGGAGGGCCAGGUUCCAAGACGCUUCUCUGGUAUCUCACUUCCCCAAAGUUUCUUCGACGUCUGCUGCGCAAUCACAUCAUGAAACCUUGACACAUACAGUGCACUACAACAGAAACGACCUUGGCAUGGAUAUAACCGUUCCGACAAUCGUCCGGGCAGCAUGGGUGCUUGUCCUGGGGUCUCAGACUGGAUCUGACGAUGUCGUCUUCGGCGAAACAUUAUCUGGGCGUGACAUCGCCCUGGACCAUGUACAAGACAUCCUUGGACCUACCUUGACCACGGUACCCUCAAGAGUUCAUAUCAGUCGCCAUAGCACCAUUAGUGACUUCUUGAAGAACCUUCGUGAACGGGCCACGGACGUGAUCCCUCAUCAACAUGCGGGUCUGCAGCGUAUUAGUCGCUUAGGCGAUGCCAUAGCAGUCGCCUGUGACUUCCAGAACUUACUGGUGAUACAGUCGUUUGACCAGGUAACGGGCCCGAAUGACCUGUUGAGCUCUCCCCAACAUGAAGUUGACCAGAAAAACUUCUUCACAUAUCCACUGGUUGUGGAAUGCUCCAUUGAGAAGCAUGAGCUCAUUUUGACAAUUCACCACGACAACAAGGUCAUCUCUGGAUGGGACGCACGGCACAUCGCGCAGCAGUUCGAAGCGCUGGUAGGUCAACUGACGGACCUAUCUCUUGGAGGACCCGCUCGCAAGGUAUCGGAUCUUCGGCUCUAUAGCCAAGCGGACGUGGAGACCAUCAGAGGAUGGAACAGCCUUGUCCUACAGCCUUCAGAAGAGAGUAUUCCGGACCUGUUCUGGCAGUCAGUAGCAACCAAGCCCAACAAGACCGCCGUUCGCGCCUGGGACGGUCAACUUAGCUACACAGAUCUUGCCCAGCACGCCUCGCAUUUCGCCAGGAUGCUCAUGCGACAUGGUGUACGCGCUCAUGAGCUGGUUCCAUGCUGUAUGGACAAAUCUCUCUGGACGACAGUCUCAAUGCUCGCUGUGAUACUCGUCGGGGGCACUAUCGUUCCUAUGGACCCAGCGCAUCCUUCCGCCCGUCACGCCGAGAUCGCACGCGACUGCAAGGCCCGUGUUGCGUUGUGCGCACCUCAGUAUCAAGACCGCUUUCAGGGCCUUGUCGAGACUGUUGUCUUGGUCACUUCCGACUCGUUCACUACCCCCGAGCUUUUCACGCAGGAUCUACCAGUCGUCGCACCUCGAGAUGCCGCGUUUGUCAUCUAUACCUCGGGCAGUACUGGAAAGCCUAAAGGCGUUGUCAUUGAACACGGCUCUUUUGUGACAAGCUCCAGGGCUUUCAUGAAUCGCAUGAACAUAGGUCCGGACUCCGGUGUAUUCCAUUUUGGAUCCUACGCAUUCGACAUUGCCAUGGGAGAGACGUUUGCUCCAUUCACCAUCGGUGCCUGUGUCUGCAUCCCUAGCGAAGAGAUGAGAAUGGUGGAUCUCGCCGGUUCCAUGAACUCCCUUGGUGUCACUUGGGCAUUCCUAACGCCCUCGGUCGCAAAUCUGCAGGACUCCUCCAAAUUCACCACAUUACAGACCCUGGUCUGUGGAGGCGAGACUCUGACACCCGAAACAAUUAGUGCCUGGGGAGGCAAGGUCGAGCUGAUGAAUGGCUACGGGCCAGCAGAGUGUACCAUAUUUGCGGUUGCAAACAGUUCUGUUUCUACUGCCAAGGCUAAUAUCGGUCACGCCAUGGACGGGAACCACACUUGGGUCGUCGAUCCGAGAGACCACAACUCUCUUGUCCCUGUGGGGUGUGUUGGAGAACUCCUCAUCAGUGGUCCCAUCGUGGCCCGCGGGUACUUGAACGACACAGAACGGACGGCGGCAUCCUUCAUCGAGGAUCCAGCGUGGAUGCACUUGUUCACCACUGAGCAAGUGCGUCUGUACAAGACAGGCGACUUGGUCAGAUAUUGUCCUGAUGGAUCACUCAUGUAUCUUGGGCGCAAGGAUCAUCAAGUCAAGCUUCAUGGCCAGCGCAUGGAGCUUGGUGAGAUUGAGGCUCGUCUUGAGUCUGAACCGCGUAUUCGCCAGGUCUUGGUCAACCUUCCGCAGUCAGGCAUCUUCAAGGGCCGCCUGGUUGCCAUCACCUCUCUCGAGGGUCCCUCAUCCACCGAAGCACCUCUUACCACGUCUGGCUUUGUCCCUAUCCUCGAAUCCGCCAUGGAUACUGCCCGAACACAGAUCCGCGCCGUACAACACGAUCUGGCUGCUACACUUCCACCUUACAUGAUACCGUCAGUUUGGCUCGCAGUCCAAGCUAUUCCACUCUUACUAUCUGGAAAGCUUGACAGAACGAGUGCAAGCAGUUGGCUUGCCGAUGCACAAGCGAACUUUUGCGAGGUUACUGUCGACUUGGGUGAUGGUCAAGAUGCGGUGGACUCAGUGAUGACACCAGUUAUCCAACAGCUCAGGCGCAUCUGGGCGUCAACCCUUAACAUUCCAGAGACAGAAACCCCUACGAACCGCUCUCUCAUUUCCCUCGGCGGUGAUUCCAUCAUGGCGAUUCAGAUACUUACACGCUGUCAUGACCAGUCCAUUUCAUUGACUAUGCAGGACAUCAUGAGGGCCAAGGGAAUCUCCGAGUUAUCUACUUUCGCCGCCUUUAAAGAGCAGCCAGUGCUCGACCACUACGAGGAAGACGACGAUAAAGAAUUCGAGCUGUCACCAAUCCAACGUCUCUUCUUCAGCAACAGCACUAAUAAGGGCCGCGGGGACCGUUUCAACCAAAGUCAACUUCUAUCCAUCAACAAGAUUUUCGACGUGUCCACCCUCCAAGAGGCUCUUGAUGCUCUUGUUGAAAGACAUCCAAUGCUUCGCGCCCGGUUCAACAAGUCCUCUGCUGCCGGUUGGACACAGCAUAUAGUUUCACAUGUCCAAGGUUCAUAUGGCUUUCAACGCCAUGAGAUUAUUGCAGAGCCUGACAUGAUACCGAUCAUAGCCGCCAGCCAAAGAAGCAUUGAUGUUUCUGGUCCCGUUUUUGCGGUUGACCUAUUCGCACUGCCUCACGGGUCUCAAGUGCUGUCACUUGUAGCUCAUCAUCUCGUCAUUGACAUCAUUUCUUGGAUUAAUGUUAUCCACGACCUCGAGGUUUUACUGACCUCUACCUACUCUCCACCCACCAAGCCCCUCUCAUUCCGCAGAUGGAAUGCUUCACAGAUCGAACACGUCAAUUCCCUCGAAAGUCGUGAAGCAAUUCUACCAUUUGCUGUACAACCUGCCGACUUGGAUUUCUGGGGCAUGUCAAAGAUUUCCAACGUCUACGGAGACAUGAGACAACAGUCGGUCGUCAUCACAGACCCUGACGUCGUCUCCUCCAUCCUGGGUGACUCGCACAGAGCCCUCAAGACCGAGCCACUCGAUCUAUUCAUCACGGCCAUUCUAAAAUCCUUUGCACAGACCUUCGACAGCCGGGAGUUGCCAACACUGUUCAACGAGGGUCAUGGUCGUGAACCUUGGGAUCAAACCAUUGACCCUGCUCAAACCGUCGGAUGGUUCACCUCGCUGUGCCCUGUUCACGUUAAACGGCAGAGCCUCGACUUCGGCGAUGAGGUUGACCAUGUUCGUAGGGUAAAGGAUGUCCGGCGUAGCAUUCCUAAUAAUGGCCGCCCGUACUUUGCUCACCACUAUCUCACCAGCUCAGAGAGUGUCCAUGAUGAACCUAUCGAGAUAUUGCUGAACUACCUUGGCCACACUCAACAAAAAAACCACCGAGACGCUCUCUUCACAGCCGUUGACUUUCCAUUUACGGAGGAGGACACCCUGGCCCUCUCCGACGUCGCGCCUGAGACCUCCCGCCUAGCUCUCUUCGAGAUCUCGAUAUCCGUCCUUGAUGAUGGCAUCGGGUUUACAUUAAUGUAUAAUCGACACAUGCUUCACCAAGACGGUAUUGAGAAGUGGGUAUCCAAUUACAAGCAGAUUCUCAUCAACACUACCAGAAAACUUGCCGAGACCCCUUCUACCCCGACGCUCAGCGACUUUCCUCUAUUACCUAUCAGCUACACGGAUCUGCACGAGAUAACGACCACACAUCUCCCCAAUGCUCAUGUGUCGCUUGGCAUGGUUGAAGAUAUUUAUCCAUGCUCGCCUAUUCAAACUGGCAUAUUGCUCAGCCAGCUCCUCGAUCCAUCUCAAUAUCUUUUCCACGUUGUUCUUCAAAUCACUCUUCCCGACGGCUCAGCAAUUAAUACUGCAAAACUCGUCCAGGCUUGUCACAGAGUCAUUGAGCGUCAUCCAGCAUUACGGACCAUCUUCAUUGAUAGCCUGCGUCAAGGCGACUCGUUCGAUCAAGUCGUUCUGCGGCCUUUUGAGUCUCGCGUCAGCACCAUCAAGUGUCGGGAGAUUGAUGUCAUGGCCGAGCUCAACUCCAUGUCGCUCGGUGAGACCAACAAGCGACACGAUGGUCCCAUGCUCCCCUAUCAGAUCACUAUUUGCGAAACACCACAAGGGAAGGUUUUCAUGAAGCUUGAGCUGAACCACGCAGUUACCGACGGUGCUUCCACAUCAAUCCUCCUCCGAGACAUCUCCAACGCCUACACCGACAGCUUGUCUCCAACUCCAGCUCCUUGCUAUAAGGAAUACAUCAAAUACAUUUCCGAUCAAUCCACCGCUUCAAGCCUGAACUUUUGGACAGGCUAUCUCUGGGAGUCACAACACACAGCAUUUCCAACACUCAAUCCAGAACUGAUAGCUAGCCGCCGCCUACAGUCUGUCAUUGUCCAGUUCGAACGGUUCUCGGAGCUUCAAGCUCUUGGAUCCAAACUCGGCGUGACAUUCUCAAACAUUGUCAUGGUGGCAUGGGCCCUGUUACUUGGAGCAUACACAGACCGCCAGGACGUGUGCUUUGGCUAUCUAGCCUCUGGACGUGAUGCCUGUAUCACUGGAGUCGAUGGUAUUGUCGGUCCUCUCAUCAACAUGCUUGUGUUCCGCUUCCAGUUCACAACUGAGACACUUCUCAAGACACUCUUCUCCGCCGCUCGAGAUGAUUACAUGGCCAGUCUGCCGCACCAGCACUUCUCUCUGGCUCGUGUGAGCCAUACCCUAGGCCAAUCAAAGCGGGGCUUCUUCAAUACGGCUGUGUCCAUCCAGAACGCCGGUGUAGCAAGUGUCUACGAGCCAGACUCGCUUACCUACGAGUCAGUCAAUGCCUAUGAUCCAAGCGAAUACGCCGUCACUCUCAAUGCCAAUGCUACACGUGGUGACGAAGGCAUUGUCCUCCGCUACUGGACCAACAUACUCUCAAGCUUGCAGGCCCAGAAGCUCGCCACAGACAUGUCUGAACUCCUUGAGGACUUCAUUGAUUACAGCGAGAGUACUCUGGUCCAUCUCCGGCUAUCACAGAUCUCACCAAUGGCUCGCAGCACAUACACACAAUCCUCCGAGGUUGACGGCUGGACGUCCGAGCAUGACGACACGAACAACCAGCCCAAAGCACAGAGCUCAGGAAUCAGUGCAUCUUCGACUUUGAUUGACGUCGGCGACGCAGCCUCCAUGUCAUCCAACAUGUGCAACUCAUUUUCCCGCGACAGAAAACAUCUCCACAACAAACUAUCCGCACUAUGGAGAGACAGUCUCGAGUAUGAAGGUUGUGCAAUCUCGCCUACCGACAAUUUCUUUGAGUCUGGCGGUGACUCGAUUAUCGCCAUGUCCAUGGUUGGCAAUGCCAGAGACUUGGACUUGCCGCUCACUGUGGCUGAUAUUUUUAAGAAUCCCGAAUUUGGUUCCUUGUUAGAUUGUCUUAACGACAAGUCGUACAAGGAUAGUGACAGGUCAUCUAUCCAUGGUCACGUGGAGAUGUUGGUCUCCAAGAAGGAGAAAUAUGUCAUCACUGACCAGCCUUACAAGCCGCUCUCCAUGCUUGACGCAGAUGAUACUGAGCAGUUCGUGCGAAGCCAUGUUUGUCCUGUUGUCGGGGUCUCCCGAGCCAGCAUCAUCGACGUCCUCCCUACUACCGACUUUCAAGACCAGGCCAUCCACGGAGGUCUUUUAGAGUCACGAUGGCAGCUCAAUUAUUUCCAUCUGGACUCUUCGGGCUCGCUUGACAUGACUCUACUACAAGAAGCUAUCACAAACGUCGUGGCCGCUUACGACAUCUUGCGCACUGUGUUUGUCUCUCAUCAAGGCCGUUAUUUGCAGGUCAUCCUCCGCCACGUCCAACCCACGGUCAUUGUUGAAGAUGUGGAGAGUAUAGAUCAGUUCACUUCCGAGCUUCAGGUGGCCCAUAAGCACGAGGUUCCGCAUCCCCACAUACCCUCACUCCGCUUCAUAGUAGCGCAACAGAAGUCAUCAGAACGUCAUCGAAUCUUCAUCCGCAUAUCUCACGCGCAGUACGACGGCGUGUGCUUCCCGACAAUCCUACAGAGUCUUAAGGCCUCAUUCGAUGGAGAACCUAUCUAUCCCACACCCUCGUACGCAAGCUACAUCCAGACGGCGCUGGGAGCGAACAAGGAACGAUGCUACGCGUAUUGGACGGCCCUUCUAAAGGGUUCCGCUCCCACCAACGUCAUCCAACGACCGCGAACAUCCUUGAGAACAAGCCCUACCCUAGUCUUGAGAAAGACCGUAUCUACGCCCUCACUCGCGUCGGUCAACAUCACAACCUCAACGGUCAUCAAGGCUGCCUGGUCAACCGUAUUGGCAAAGGUCACAGGGAAAACUGACGUUAUUUUCGGGAACGUUAUCAGCGGACGGAAUGCCAGCAACAUACCUGGGAUCCAAAGCAUUGUCGGUCCCUGCCUUGACAUCGUUCCCGUACGUGUUCGGCAACAAUCUUCUUGGACCGUUCUGGAUCUCUCCCAAUACAUACAGAACCAGCAGGUAGACAAUAUGCCGUACGAAACACUGGGAUUCAGAGAGAUCAUCAGCAAGUGCACCGACUGGGAUGAUGAUGGAGUCAAUGGUUUCUCUACUGUUGUUCAGCAUCAGAGUAUGCCGCAAACAGAGAGCUUCGAGAUGGGGGGAAACAGGUACGAAGUUGGCGCAAUGGGUUCGCAGGAAGACUGUGCUGAUCUCAGUGUUGUGACGACGCCUCAAAAUGUCGACAGCACUGAAGUUUGUUUGGUUUACAAUGGGAAUGGACAUGUAAGCAAGGAAUUGGCGGAACAGAUGUUUGAAAGUCUCUGCGACAAGAUUUCAGUAUUCUCGCAGGAUCCCUAUGCAUUACUAUAG